GUGGAAUUCACGAGGCAAGUCGGCCAAGAGAGUUGUUUGUACACUCGACCUACCUUCUUCCCCCGAAUACAACGUACGGUCAUUAUAGCUGUAUCUAGACUGGUAUACCGCCGACAUGGUUUACUCGUUGUCGCCGCAAAGCCGAUAUAGCAUGAGGUUGUUGGGUUGGUUUGAGGAAAAGGGGAAUGCUUUCUUGUGCGCGGCUGUAUCGUUGGUUGCCUUGGAGUUGGACUCUUUGGGAUCAGGCCUGUCCCCCAAAUUUUUCCGGUCUGCCCUAGUUCUCGCUGUUGUUAUGGCUGCCUCCAGGUUUGUGGUUUACGUCGAGUCUACGUGCUUGGCUGGUAUGUCCUGCGCUCGGAUUCGAUCUCGGGGCCUUCCGGAAAUUCAGCCUCCCCUCUCUUUUGAUGAACGAAUCUUAGAAGGUCGAGUGAUAGUGCGACGCGGUGUAUUUCGGUUCUGCACGCUUCUGCGAGUUGUUGCGUAUAUCGUCGAGAUUGUUUUCAUCUCCCCUUAUAGAAUCGGUUCGGAUUUCGAUUACCGCGUUUCUGACGGGAACAGGAUGGCGGACGAUGUCCAAGAAUUCCAUGGUGUUGUCUUCCUAACGGUAGCCGCCCACCUCUUUUACACCACACUUCAGUUCAUUGUGCCUUACUUAAUGGCUUUCCGCGCAGGAGAGCGAGCAAUGAUUCAGCGAAUAGAUGCCUCUGGUAACGUUUCGGAAUCUCGUCGGAGUGGAGGUCCAUUUUGGGAGCGGCUAUGGAGGAAUCAGAGAGAGAUGGAGUUUGCGGUAAUUUACGAGCGCCACCUCCGUGAGCACCCCGACUUCACCGCGGAGGACGUAAAGAAUAAUGUCGACACAUGCGGCUUGCGGGCGUACUGGUUUCACGACUAUCGCCGACUGCUGCAAAUGGUUCUGCUCAACUUACCUUCUUUGUCUGUCAAGUGCUGUGGAUGGAGCCCGGAAGAUCCGCUUUGGCAGGACCGAGGGAAGCUGACAAUGGCAUUGGAGGCUCUCCAUGAGCUCUCCGGGAUCCGGAAUACUGACGUCGGGCCUGAGAUGGCAGACGUCCUUCAGGAUAUACCCCAGGCAAGCCGCUUCUCCCUCGAUGUGGACGUCGGGCGAGACCUCCUCACAUCAAGCGCGGAUCAGGUUCUGCGAGGGGUGCUUCGGUCUGCAACGAACGCCGUAGGUGUUAAAGAGGUCCGUCUCGCUGCGUCCAUCGUCGAUCGGCUGGCUUUGGGCCGUGCGGUGCUCCCUUGGCAGCCCUGGCGAGACCAGCAAGAUGCGGAUCAGGACAGGUAUAACCUUUAUGCUUAUAAUCAUGUCUUCGCGGGGUUGCUGUUAGAGGACCUGGUGGAUCUAGUGGAUGGGUGUGAAGGCAACCACGGGACUAGCGCCAACACAGUGGCUGCCGCAGAGGAUGGAAAGCAAGAGGUGGAAGGGAAGCUUCGUCUCCAAGAGACGGCUCUGUCUGCCAUCUGUUCCUUUGCACAUGCUGCCAGCGAGCUGCAUGCACACAGAGGCUGGCUUAGGAAGGAGCCUGAUGUACCCAGCUGCAGAUUUUGUAAUGCUUUCACCUCGCUUGGGCCUGGGGAUUGGCCUUUGGAGACGCCCGUACCUGACUUCACCAAUCCGGAGAUAAGAAGGUUCAUUGAUACCAUAGUGGAGGCGUUGAACCGGCCCCCCCUUGCCGGGAGGCUCCUCCUCAACUUCUUGAAAGUAGGGAAGCGGAAGCCAUCCUUCCAGAAGCUGCUGGCGGACUCCAUUCGGAUCUUAGCCUACCUGUUGUGCCCGAGGAUGGUCUACUGGCAUAGCUUCGAAAUGAGGCUGAAGGAGUUUCCGGACCCGCUGUGCUCCAUGGAUAAGCUACCAGAUUCAUCCAAGGUAGAGGCUGCUCUGCGGGGGUUGGUGCGCGACUGCUGCGAAAAGAAACACAAGGCAUGUCUCUCCGCUUUCUCCACGCUCCACCUAGCCAAGAUCUUCAUCUGUCAGAAUGUUCGAGACAUGGAUUGCAAUGUUGCAGGUGUCCUGCUCCGAUGUCUCAGGUAUUGCCGUCGAGUGAGUGGCAGCAGAGAGAUUGAGUGGUUUGCCUGCGAGGUUUUGGACACCCUGCGCGACCUCAUCGCCACUUCUUCGCCCUCAGAUAAGAGGGUCAUAUGUAACGCAAUCGCCAGCCCAUAUAAAGAGUGGGGAUGGCACUUUCUCCUGAAGAUCGAAGAUACCAAGUUGGAGAAUCAUCGAUCAAGGGGCCUUCCCAACCCUGAUAUCACUCCUGUCAUCCAGGAUACGAAUCCGAGUUCUGAUAACAACACAGGGACUUGGUUUCCUUUCCAGCAGAGAUGUGACGCAUCCGCCGUUGGACUCGCUGCAGAUGUACUCGAGGAGUUGACGAACGACCAGUAUUUGGCAAGCAGAAUAAUGGCUAUCGUUUUUGAGGCACGUUCCAGGGUGCCUGGCUGGAAUUGCAAAGAACGUCAGGACUCAGUCGGGACAAGUAUGGAAACCGUUGAACAGGCUAACUCCCAGACGGACGGCGAAAGGUCCGUCACGGUGAGGGAGAGACCCUUGCCUGGGGACACGCCCAACGCAGAUGACCGGAAUCCAGUCAGCACAUCCAUCCAGAGAGCGGAAGAGGCAAGUGUCAAGAUGGCAAGCGGAAGCUCUGUGAGAGAAACACCCUCCUCGACUGAACACUCGCUCCAAGAAGAUAGCCGGAUUUCUGCGAGCAGGGCUACGGACAUAGCUGCAGAGGCAAGUUCGGAGAUGAAAAGCAGAAGCUCCGGGAGCAGGGCACCCUUGCCUGAGCAAUUGUUCGAUGAAGAUCACUGCAGUUCGGAGAGGAAUUCAGCGAUCAAAACUACAGAAAUAGAGGAACUGGCAAGCUCAGAGAUGGAAGGAGGAAGCUCCGUAAGUGACGCGCCCUUGACCGAAGAGUAUCGACGGGAUUUGUUAGUCACAGCUAGGGAAAUAAUCGAACAGGCACGUUCCAAGAUGGGAGGGGAUAGCCUCGCGAGCGACACGCCCUUGCCGGAAGGCUUGCCCGAAGAGUACCGCCCUGCAUGGAACGAUGCCUAUACUCGAGACCAAGCAUGGCGCACGAACUUUGUAGAUUGCCUGAGGCCCGAUGCGCUACAGGUGUGCCACGUUCUACUCUGCCGUGUGCGAGUCGAAAGAGUGAGGCCGCAGGACUCGUUCUUGAAGAGAUAUUGGGCGACUUUUUCCCUACGGGUAAUAGAGCCAGCCGGGAAUCCUGCUUGGAGACUGGCUUGUACAGUCAAGGAGAGAAUUUACGACAACUGUUACAGUGCCGACACGGACGGCUAGAGGGGUUAGAGGACGCUGUCCACACUCUUCUCGCACUUCGAAAUGUCACUCGCCUCCUCCGGCUGUGUGUUUGUUACAGCUAUGCUGAAGAGAAGAUCUUAGGCGAGGAAAAAGCUUUGAUUAACAUCCUUGGACGACUCCUACUGGUUCUUCGAUACCGCCCAGGCAUAUUUAAGCUCCCAACUCAGCUGGGAUUAGACACACUGUCUGACCGUUGCAUGUCCGACAUCAGGUCGAAUAGCGCCGCUGUGAUUGAAAAAUUGCUCUCCCUACUGGUUCAGAAUCGUGAAGCCUGGGCGCAGCAAUUCCUUGAAAGUUGCUGGGAACACCUCCGGGAGUGGAAACAGAAGAGCCAGGAGGAAGGUGGCCCAGAAUCGUGUCCAGAUUCCGAAGGGUUAGUCCAAGUCAUCAACCAGCACUCAGGCCUCUUCCAGGGUCCGGUACAAGAGGACUACGCAGUACUCAUACAGUGUCACAAAGACUUUGAGGUCAGCCCCGAACAAGCAAAUUCUGCAAUGGAUCCCAAGAUAAGACUCACGAUGAGGACGCCUAAUCAACCCCGCACUGUGUA
Chara braunii is the source of this 3896-nucleotide messenger RNA. Lineage: Eukaryota; Viridiplantae; Streptophyta; Charophyceae; Charales; Characeae. The record is from the annotation of a GenBank genome assembly.